Messenger RNA from Castor canadensis (American beaver), 873 nucleotides. It is a transcript of the gene Igfbpl1, whose product is annotated as insulin like growth factor binding protein like 1. Lineage: Eukaryota; Metazoa; Chordata; Mammalia; Rodentia; Castoridae. Gene Ontology annotation, biological process: regulation of signal transduction; regulation of cell growth. Gene Ontology annotation, molecular function: insulin-like growth factor binding. Gene Ontology annotation, cellular component: extracellular region. The record is from RefSeq and is a predicted model, not a curated record.
AUGCCGCGCUUGCCGCCGCUCCUCCCGCUACUGCUGCUGCUGCUACUGUCGCCGCUGGUCCCCGGCCUUGGGCUCCGCGGCGCAGGCGGCCGGCACCCGGAGUGCGGCCCGUGCCUACCCGAGCGCUGCCCGGCGCCCGCCAGCUGCCCGGCACCCGGGAUCGCGGCGCGCGAUGAGUGCGGAUGCUGCGCGCGCUGUCUGGGCGCGGAGGGCGCGAGCUGCGGGGGACGCGCCGGUGCGCGCUGCGGUCCGGGCCUAGUGUGCGCAAGCCGGGCCGCUGGGGCGGCGCCCGAGGGUACCGGGCUCUGCGUGUGCGCGCAGCGCGGCACCGUCUGCGGCUCCGACGGCCGCUCCUACCCCAGCGUCUGUGCUCUGCGUUUCCGCGCCCGGCACGCGCCCCGCGGGCACCCUGGUCACCUGCACAAGGCGCGGGAUGGCCCCUGCGAGUUCGCUCCUAUGGUUGUCAUGCCACCCCGAAGUGUUCACAAUGUCACAGGGGCACAGGCAUAUCUCUCCUGUGAGGUGAGGGCUGUGCCCCCUCCAGUCAUCACAUGGAAGAAGGUCAUGCGCUCUGCUGAGGGCACCGAGAUGUUGGAGGAAUUGCCUGGGGACCACAUCAAUAUAGCUGUCCAGGUGCGUGGGGGCCCUUCCGACCACGAGGCCACAGCCUGGAUUUUGAUCAACCCCCUAAGAAAGGAAGAUGAGGGAGUGUACCAGUGCCACGCAGCCAACAUGAUUGGGGAGGCCCAGUCCCAUGGCACUGUGACAGUCCUAGACCUGAGCAGAUACAAAAGCCCUCUCUCCCUAGCUCCAGCUGACCACCUGUGAUGACUAAGGGUUUUAGAGACAUUGAUCACAGAAUGUGGAGAAGUA